Messenger RNA from Centropristis striata (black sea bass), 4694 nucleotides. Its product is annotated as dihydropyrimidinase-related protein 5-like. Gene Ontology annotation, cellular component: cytosol; cytoplasm. The record is from RefSeq and is a predicted model, not a curated record. The coding region runs from base 425 to 2116 and encodes 563 amino acids. NCBI's taxonomy places the organism in Eukaryota, Metazoa, Chordata, Actinopteri, Perciformes, Serranidae. Gene Ontology annotation, molecular function: hydrolase activity, acting on carbon-nitrogen (but not peptide) bonds, in cyclic amides. The transcript has 15 exons.
AGUCCUGUGUUCACGCUGCUCUCGCCUCCUUCACUCCCACCACAGAACCAGCCGCCAUGCUGCCAAGGAGGAGGGAGAGUCUCCACUCUGUGGUCCUUCAGCCCCGUAUUGCUGCCUUCAGGUGCUCCUUGUAAGCUUUUCAUGUGAAGGCAGCACCAGUCUCUGGAGGCAGCGGACACGCCCCUGUCUACUGAGCAGCGCAGACCCGCCCCUUCACACAUCUCGUCACCUAUUGGCCAGUCUCUCUGUUGCUCAGCUUCUCCCGGCUCCUGAUUGGCUGCAGCCGGACCGUCGGCACCAAAGCAUCUGCGGCUCGCACUGUGCCAGCUGUCCUCGCGCACUCGGCUAGUGCUGGGCAACGGUGAGAAGCUCCUGCUGAGGAGGAUCAGUGAACCUGGAAGAAAAAGGGACUUGGGCUGCCAACAUGGGGUCGAUGCGUAUCCUCAUCAAGGGAGGGAAGGUGGUCAAUGAUGACUUCACCCAGGAAGCAGAUGUCUACAUUGAGAACGGCAUCAUUCAGCAGGUUGGAAAGGAGCUGAUGAUACCUGGUGGGGCGAAGGUGAUUGAUGCUUCUGGAAAGCUGGUGUUGCCGGGCGGAAUUGACACCAGCGUCCAUCUGCAGCAGACUUUCAUGAACGCCAGCAUUCAGGAUGACUUCUACAGUGGGACCAAGGCGGCUCUGAUGGGUGGUACCACCAUGGUGAUGGCUCUGGCCCUGCCUGAACAACACUGCUCCCUGGUGGACGCCUACGAGAGUUGCCGAGCUCUGGCCGACGCCAAGGCGUGCUGCGACUACGCUCUGCAUGUUGGAGUGACCUGGUGGGGACCAAAGGUGCGGAGCGAGAUGGAGACCCUGGUGAGGGAGCAUGGCGUGAACUCCUUCCAGAUGUACAUGGCCUACAAAGACAUGAUGAUGCUGAGGGACUCGGAGCUCUACCAGACGCUGCAGACCUGUAAGGACAUCGGGGCCAUCGCCCGCGUCCACGCUGAGAACGGAGAGCUGGUGGCAGAGGGUGCCAAAGAGGCUCUGGAUCUGGGCAUCAGUGGACCGGAGGGUAUUGAGAUCAGUCGACCAGAGGAGCUGGAGUCGGAGGCUACUCACAGAGCUGUCACCAUCGCUAACAGGGCUCACUGCCCCAUCUACCUGGUGAAUGUGUCCAGUAUGGCUGCUGGAGACAUGAUUGCUGCUGCUAAGAUGCAAGGUAAAGUGGUCCAUGCAGAGACCACAGUAGCUCACGCUGUGCUGAACGGGAUGCAGUAUUACCACCAGGACUGGGCUCAUGCUGCCGCCCACGUCAUCGUCCCUCCUCUCCGCCUCGACCCCAACACACCCAGCUACCUCAUGGGCCUGCUGGGCAAUGACUCUCUGAGUGUCGUGGCGUCAGAGCAUCGUCCAUUCAGCAUCAAGCAGAGAGCUCUUGGCAAGGACGACUUCACAAAGAUCCCUCAUGGACUGCCUGGAGUCCAGGACAGGAUGAGUGUUAUUUGGGAGAGAGGAGUGGUUACAGGAAAAAUGGAUGAAAAUCGUUUUGUAGCGGUGACAAGCUCUAACGCUGCAAAGAUCUACAACCUGUAUCCACGCAAGGGCCGUAUCAUCCCCGGGGCUGAUGCUGAUCUGGUGGUCUGGGACCCUGAUGCAACAAGGACGGUCUCUGUGACCACUCAGGUGCAGGGCGGAGACUUCAACCUGUACGAGGGGAUGCGCUGCCACGGCGUUCCCCUGGUUACCAUCAGCCGAGGUCGCCUGGUGUGUGAGAACGGUGUGUUCAUGUGUGCCGAGGGAUCUGGAAAGUUCUACCCCCAGCGCACCUUCCCUGACUACCUCUACAAGAAGAUGGUGCAGAGAGAGAAGACUCAGGGGUAUAAAGGCGUUGACAGGGAUCCCUACUCCGGUGACGUGGCCAAGGUGGCAAAUGCCAUGAAGAAGGAUCUCGGUUUGGGCCCCAUAGACGGAGACGCAGCUAACAAAGCCUGUCCACGCGCGCACCAGGGAGUCCGAGACCUCCAUGAGUCCUCCUUUAGCCUCUCAGGGUCUCAGGUCGAUGACCACAUCCCGAAGAGGUCAUCGGCCCGGAUCCUGGCCCCACCCGGCGGCCGCUCCAGUGGUAUCUGGUAAUUGCUGCUGCCGGAGCUUCACCCGUCCGAGUCUCCUUGUUUUGUAAAAUUCUGCGCAACCAGGAAAACUGCACUGAUUUUUAAUCACAGGAAAAAAGUAAAGAGUGGAAAAUAAAUUGAAGCAUGCGUCUGUGAUUGGUGAAGACCUAACCGACGAUCUGCCAAAGUGACUUUUACAAAUCUAAUUUGUGUCUUAAUUGGAGCGACUGACAUGAUUAAUUACGUGAGAGUGAAGGGCUAUCUAUGAAUUUAAAAUGUUUUGCCAAAAUUCAAGCCGAUACUAACAUUGACAAAGUCAAAGCUCAUCAUCAUCCUGAAGAAACCCAAUCUAAACAAACUGUGAAAGAUCAAAACCAGUACAGUUUUUGAUGGUUUGAACUGAAGUGAUGUCGACUGAAUUAUUUAAAAAAUAGUAGAACUGGAUUCAGUGAAAUAUCUAUUCCACCCCCGUCACACACACACACACACAUACAGUUCACUGUAGACACCAUAGCUUUAGACUCAUAUGAAGAUGUGUGUGGAUUCUGUUUGUGAUUAAACACCCGCUGUGCUCGGCUUCCUGCCGCACCGUGGCUUCCUCAUACAGUGCUUUUGUUUCCAAUGGGUGAACCGUGCUGUGUGGUGAUGAAAUCCAACUGCUUUAAACACUGUGUGAUUUUAACAGCUUCACUCUCGAAAGAGUCAGACCCAAUCCAUCCUUAAGUUUUCACUGCCUCUGACUGAAACAACACUCACAUAUCCCAGAACCAUCCUGCCUCACCUGCAGUAACGCAGGCUCUUUAGACUGAGCUACAUAAGUAUACAACCUGUGGGCUGACCGGGCGUUAUAACUGCUCCCAGAACAGCUGGUUAACAUGGAAAUGUGUUUUCUAUAAACCUUACAAAGUGCUAAAGACUGAAGAGAAAUCUUAAGGGAAGGUUGAAGAGUAAGUGAUUUAAAGAUCGCAGUGGGGAUAAGAAGAAGGGAAAGCUUUCUGUUACUUUGCUGCUGCUGAUAAUACAGAAAAUAAGAAUAAUGUGUGGCGUAAUUUACCUCAAUAGAGGUGAAGGCAGUUCCUUUCCAUUCACCAGAGAGAUCACUCUCUGAAUGAAAACAGGAGCUGUGGAAAACACCAGGGGCCUCAUUUACCAAAAUGUGCAUAAAGUAAGCAUAAAUCUGGUGCUCAAUAAACCACCCGUAGCCAAAAGAGUGAUUUAAUUCAAUUAAAAUGAGCUUGAUCCGGCUCAUUUACAUAAAGACAAAGAGAUAUAGCCUCAGUAACAGUCCUCCGCCGUCUUUUCCACUCCUUGUUUUGCUUUAACAGCCCACAGCUUUACUGAUUCGAUUCAUUCUCGCUGCUCUGUUUCCAGCAAUAAAGCUCUAAUAAGCACAUCGCACACUGCCCCUUACAGCACUACAAGACAGACAGAGAGGGUUAGCAGCUAGACAGAGAAGAAAAUAGAGCAUUUAGCAGCUGAAGAUAUGAGAGCUUUCCCUCAGGAGCUGGUGGAGACCAAAACAGAGUUGGAAGGAGACAUUAAGUCGCCAUUAAUGCAGCUUUUAUGACUUAUGACUUUAUGACCUUUUAUUGUGGAAAAAUUAAAUAAAAGGACAAACAGCAGAGACAGGUUAAGAUGCUGCAAAAUAGGUUUUAAUUGGCAAUUUCACAAGUGGCUCGUCCAUAAAAGACUGGUUUUAGAGCUAUGGCAUUAUUAGAUUUCAAAUAAAGUCACCUGGAAUGCUUGAAUAAUCCUUAGUAUACAUUGAUGAAUAGCAGACUGUGUUUCUACAACUAGGUGCUUGUUAGACACAUGAACAUUAGUACUUUUAAAUGUUUGUUUGUACACCAUCAAGCACAAGAAAAGUCGAAUAAACCUGACUAUUUGCGUUAGAAAUGAGUGUUUGCAGUUUACUUACAAAUAUGUACAUACGCACAGAUGAUAAAUGAGGUCCCAGAAUGCGCAUAGAGGACCCCGAAAGUAACAGAAAGAACUUACAUUAUGUUGUCGAGUGUCAGUAGCAUCUUGUGAACCGUAUUGUGGAAGCAAACUUCCUGUUUGUAGAAACAUAAAAGGGUUUUUAUCGUUAUUAGAGCAGUACGUCUCCACAGAGCAGGAAGAUUGAGCUGCACAGUGAAGAAAACCGCUGACCCCCUCACCUCCUGAUGAUGUCUCAUUCCUGCCUAUCAGUAUUAUAUUUAUACAUGAUCACGUUUUCUCGUCUGUGAACUAUAUAUUUAGGAUGUUUGUUUGUUUAUUUUUAAGUUGAAAGGAUAAAUGUGCCAAUGUGAAACACCCGUGCGACACCCACACCCAUGCAUGAAUAGCACCACACGGAGACGGAGGAGUGAAAAUCUCUCCACAGGCUCACAACAACUGGUGCUGUUUUUUUACUAUUACCUACGACGACGACAACGUUAUUUUAUUGUUGGAUGGUUUUGUUGUUUUGAAGGCACUGUGACUGGUCGGUGGCUGUGUGUGUUUGUAGAUUCUUGUUGUGUUGGACAGUGAACCUGUUGAAUCUGUAAGUGGCUGCUUGUUUCUUACCACACGAAUAACAGCAAAAGAAUAAAGUGAGAAAAAUAACAUCUCGAUUCCGC